Messenger RNA from Guillardia theta CCMP2712, 288 nucleotides. RefSeq lists its product as hypothetical. The coding region runs from base 1 to 288 and encodes 95 amino acids. The record is from RefSeq and is a predicted model, not a curated record. The transcript has a single exon. Lineage: Eukaryota; Cryptophyceae; Pyrenomonadales; Geminigeraceae.
AUGACUCGGAACUCCGAAUCGGGAGACCUUUCGAGUAUUAAGAAGCAAGGAAAUCCAGGUCAAGAUGGGUAUAAACUACUUGUUAUGAAUGUUGCUGCUAUGGUUACUUGCCCUCCCACCAAGCUGUUUGGCUCGAACAAGGAAAAGAAAAACGUACACUGUGAUGUUACGGACGCCCUCAACCAAGAUCCUCUUUUCGAUGGCUGUUUGAAGGAGAGUAAUACGCGAGAGAAGUUCCAAGAUGCUAUCAAAGAGGCCAACUCCAUUAUACAAAAAGGCGAGGAGUGA